AUGAGUGAACCAGAGGAUAUCAUCUCGUCUUUGCUAUCAAAAGAAAAUAAUAAUGAUCCGUCAGCCUGGAGCAAAAUCUGCCCAGGUCUGACAAUUUCAAAAGAUACCACCACUUCAUCGAAUAAUGGUGCUUCUUCACCUAUGAAGAAGAUCAAAAUUGACAAAGCAUCUUCAGAACGCAAACGGCAAAAACUAGUGUCUCAUGGAUACUCCCUCAUAGACGAAACGUUCGAUAUGGAUCUCGUCGGCUGCUUAAGAAAAGGCAUCGAGCAACUGUUCCACCUCGGGCUGCCUGCAACAUGCAUCCUUCUUUUCGACGAGGCUUGGGAUCUAGCCAGGAGCUCGAGGACUGCUUUGGACCAAUGUACGCACAAUCAAAAUCAGCUCAACUUUGACCUACUUGCCUGGUAUAUUAAGGCGGGGACAAGUGGUUUUUCGCCGCACAGAGACCGACAACCAGAAAACGCAAAAGACACAUUUCACAGCGAUGACCAAGCGAAGUUUGUCACUCAAUGGAUCGCACUAUCCGAUGCUACAACUGAAAAUUCAUGCCUUCAUGUGAUACCCAAGAUGGAUGAUCCAGGAUAUGCUGAAGGUGACAAAGACGAUCAAGACCCAAUGAUCAGGGCUUUACCCAACAAGGAAUCAUACCAAAACAUUCGAGCAUUGCCGAGAAAGGCGGGUCAAUCAAUCAUGUUCACUCACAGAAUUAUACAUUGGGGGUCUAGAAGCGAUGCUGACUUGACUGGUGCACCACGGAUUGCUAUAUCGUUUGUUAGCUCGGACCCUAGCUACGAGCCACCCCUUGUAGAUCCUCAGCACUUUACGGCAGAGAAGAAUCCUCCGUUCCGGAUUCGUCUUUUGCUUGUUUGUGCGCAGCUUCUGAUCUACUAUCAACGAUUUGAGCUGACAAAAGAGGCAGUGAAAUGUUGUUACAAGUUCUGCAAAGAACACGAGGACGAUUUAGAUGAAUCAUAUCGACACAAAGUAUUCGUAGAAUUCGUCAAUGCGAUGAAAGAGACUUCCGAGACCACGGACAACAAUGAAGGAAACGGAAAAGCUGCUGUAGAACUAGUAGUCACUGAAGAGGGAGAUGAAGAAGACGAGGAAGAUGCCAUGAUGCAAGAGAUGCUCGACGCUGAAGAGGGAGGUUAUGGGGAGUUUAAAGACGAUUUUGAUGAGCUAGAUGGAGAGGAGGAGUACGAUUCGGAGGGCAGUGUAAACAAUAAAGACGAUUACGAAGACGACGAAGAUGACGAAGUGAAUCUGUUCGGAAAAAGAAAGCUAGAAGAGACCAAGGAGGCCAAUGGGAGUGCUAAGAGGCAGAAGUAG
Cylindrotheca closterium is the source of this 1332-nucleotide messenger RNA. Lineage: Eukaryota; Bacillariophyta; Bacillariophyceae; Bacillariales; Bacillariaceae. The record is from the annotation of a GenBank genome assembly.